CUUCCGGAGAUUGCCGAGCGCGUCGAGGCUGGGCCGGCGCUGGCUGCGUGCGGGGAGACGGCGGCGGCGGCGGGAGGCGAUGGAGGGCGGCUGCUGCUGCGGCUGCUGGGCCCGGAGUUGCUGAGGGGGCCGGGCCGGGAGGAGCAGGGCGCCAGGCAGCCCCCCACCCCGCGGCGGCGGCAUGGCGGCCAACAUGUACCGGGUGGGCGAUUACGUCUACUUCGAGAAUUCCUCCAGUAACCCCUACCUCGUCCGCCGUAUCGAGGAGCUCAACAAGACAGCCAAUGGCAACGUGGAGGCCAAGGUGGUGUGUCUCUUCCGGCGGCGGGAUAUCUCCAGCAGCCUCAACAGCCUGGCAGACAGCAAUGCCCGAGAAUUUGAAGAGGAGUCCAAGCAGCCUUCGGUGUCAGAGCAGCAGCGGCACCAGCUGAAGCACCGGGAGCUUUUCCUCUCACGGCAGUUUGAGUCUCUGCCCGCUACCCACAUACGGGGGAAAUGCAGCGUCACCCUGCUGAACGAGACCGACAUCCUCAGCCAGUACCUGGAUAAAGAGGACUGCUUUUUCUACUCGCUGGUCUUCGACCCUGUUCAGAAGACCCUCCUGGCCGACCAGGGUGAGAUCCGGGUGGGCUGCAAGUACCAGGCGGAGAUCCCGGAGCGGCUGGCAGAAGGCGAGUCGGACAACCGGAACCAGCAGAAGAUGGAGAUGAAGGUGUGGGACCCCGACAACCCCCUCACCGACCGGCAGAUCGACCAGUUCCUCGUGGUGGCUCGGGCCGUUGGGACCUUCGCCCGGGCCCUUGACUGCAGCAGCUCCAUCCGGCAGCCCAGCCUGCACAUGAGCGCCGCUGCUGCCUCCCGGGACAUCACGCUGUUCCACGCCAUGGACACGCUCCAGCGGAACGGCUACGACCUGGCCAAGGCCAUGUCGACGCUGGUGCCCCAGGGGGGGCCUGUGCUGUGCCGGGACGAGAUGGAGGAGUGGUCGGCUUCAGAAGCCAUGCUCUUCGAGGAGGCCCUGGAGAAGUACGGCAAGGACUUCAACGACAUCCGGCAGGACUUUCUCCCCUGGAAGUCCCUGGCCAGCAUUGUGCAGUUCUACUACAUGUGGAAGACGACAGACCGCUACAUCCAGCAGAAAAGGUUGAAAGCAGCAGAGGCCGACAGCAAGCUGAAGCAAGUGUACAUCCCCACCUACACGAAGCCCAACCCGAACCAGAUCAUCUCUGUGGGCUCCAAGCCCGGCAUGAACGGAGCGGGCUUCCAGAAGGGGCUGACCUGCGAGAGCUGCCACACCACCCAGUCGGCCCAGUGGUAUGCCUGGGGCCCCCCCAACAUGCAGUGCCGCCUCUGCGCCUCCUGCUGGAUCUACUGGAAGAAGUAUGGCGGCCUGAAGACCCCCACCCAGCUGGAGGGAGCGGCUCGCAGCGUCACGGAGCCGCACUCUCGGGGCCACCUCUCCCGCCCGGAAGCCCAGAGCCUCUCGCCCUACACGACCAGCGCCAACCGGGCCAAGCUGCUGGCCAAGAACCGGCAGACCUUCCUGCUGCAGACCACCAAGCUGACCCGCAUCGCCCGCCGCAUGUGCCGGGACAUCCUCCAGCCCCGCCGGGCCGCCCGGCGCCCCUACGCGCCCAUCAACGCCAACGCCAUCAAGGCCGAGUGUUCCAUCCGGCUUCCCAAGGCCGCCAAGACGCCCCUCAAGAUCCACCCUCUGGUGCGGCUGCCUCUGGCCACCAUCGUCAAGGAGCUGGCUGCCCAGGCCCCCCUGAAACCAAAAACUCCCCGGGGCACCAAGACGCCCAUCAACAGGAACCAGCUGACCCAGAACCGGGGCCUGGCUGGCAUCGUGGGCAAGCGGGCGUACGAGAGUGUGGCAGUGGGCGGCCCCUUCUCGGCCAACGGGCGGCCCCUGGCUUCCGGGAUGCGGUCGAGCACUCAGCCCACCAUCAAGCGUCAGAAGCUGAACCCGGCAGACGCCCCCAACCCUGUCGUGUUUGUGGCCACCAAGGACACCAGGGCGCUGCGCAAGGCCCUGAGCCACCUGGAGAUGCGCCGUGCCGCCCGCCGGCCCAACCUGCCGCUCAAGGUGAAGUCGAUGCUGCCCCUCCGGCCUGUGGUGGCCCCCCUGGUGCCUGUGCCCCCAGCCCACCCGGCCAGCACCAGCGAGCCCAUCAUCCUGGAAGACUGAGUGCUUUGGCCUCUCCGGCAGCCCCCCUCGGAUCCUCGUAGCCCCCUCGCCUGGCCACCUGCCUACCCUUCUCCUGUGUCUGAGAGCCGUCUGGCGGUGGGGGGCUGGGGCGGGGCGGCCGCGGGCCGAGCAUUGGUGGCCGUGGCCAGGCAGGAGGGGGCGUCUCUCCCCACCAUGGUGGAUCCUGGACAACCUUCGUUCUCCUUUUUAUAUAUAUAUAUUUUUUAAUUUCCACAUUUUACAUUUUUUACCCCUUCCUCCCUGCUGACAAUUCAGACUUGCGCACAAAGUUGGCCUCCUCCCCUCCCCAGGGCUGCGUGGGGUGAGGGGGGCGGGCAGAGCCUGUAGGCGGUGGCGUGGGGCUGGGGGAACACAGAGACUGACCCCCCACCCCAGCUCGGCCGCGCUUUCCUUUUGUCUGUGUCUUUUUUGGUGUGUGCGCAUCUUCCUUCCUUCCUUCCUUCCUUUCUUUUUAGAGACGCCCUCUGGUUCCGCAUACUCUGUAUUUGGGGGAGUGGGGGGGGGGAAUCCUGUGGGGGCCCCAGUUCCUUGUCAACAGGGCUAUGCCCUUUCUCCCCUCACCGCAACCCUUUGACGAGCCCAUUUUUUGUACAUGGUUUGAAGAGAAAAAGUCAGGUUUUUUAAAGUUGACCUGUAACUGGUUCUUAUAGCAACAAUAAAUAAAUAAAUGCUGUUUUCUUCA
Molecule: messenger RNA, 2894 nt
Organism: Hemicordylus capensis (graceful crag lizard)
Lineage: Eukaryota; Metazoa; Chordata; Lepidosauria; Squamata; Cordylidae
Gene: MTA2
Product: metastasis associated 1 family member 2
Exons: 18
Coding region: 182-2191 (669 amino acids)
Biological process (GO): negative regulation of transcription by RNA polymerase II
Cellular component (GO): nucleoplasm; NuRD complex
Molecular function (GO): chromatin binding; histone deacetylase binding; transcription corepressor activity
Source: RefSeq, a predicted model, not a curated record